AGAACAAGCCGGCCGCCCCAAGUGCCCGCUGGACCCUUAUUUCAUCAUGCCAGAUAAGUGCAAGUGUGUGGACUUCCAGGUCCUGAAGCUGCAGGAGUCCCCUGACGCUGUGCCACACGGGGAGAUGCCCAGGCACUUACAGCUCUACUGCGACAGGUACCUGUGUGACAAAGUUGUCCCAGGGAACAGAGUCACUGUCAUGGGCAUCUACUCCAUCAAGAAGUCUGCCCAGAGCAAGAACAAAAGCCGUGACCACGUGGGCGUGGGCAUCCGAAGUGCUUACAUCCGUGUGGUGGGCAUCCAGGUGGAUGUGGAGGGCUCAGGACACAGCUUUGCGGGCUCCGUGACCCCUCAAGAAGAGGAGGAACUUCGUUGCCUGGCUGCCACUCCCAACAUCUACGAGACCAUUGCCAAGAGCAUAGCGCCCUCCAUCUAUGGCAGCACCGACAUCAAGAAGGCCAUUGCCUGCCUCUUAUUUGGAGGCUCUCGCAAGAGGCUCCCAGAUGGGCUGACCCGCAGAGGAGACAUCAACCUGCUGAUGCUGGGUGACCCCGGCACAGCCAAAUCGCAGCUGCUGAAGUUCGUUGAGAAGUGUUCACCCAUUGGGGUAUACACCUCAGGGAAAGGCAGCAGCGCUGCUGGUUUGACGGCCUCAGUGAUCCGCGACCCUUCCUCCAGGAGUUUCUUCAUGGAGGGAGGAGCCAUGGUGCUGGCGGACGGGGGAGUAGUGUGCAUUGAUGAGUUCGACAAGAUGCGGGAAGAUGACCGCGUGGCCAUUCACGAGGCCAUGGAGCAGCAGACCAUCUCCAUUGCUAAGGCAGGAAUCACAACCACGCUCAACUCCCGCUGCUCAGUGCUGGCAGCUGCCAACUCUGUCUUCGGGCGCUGGGAUGAGACCAAGGGCGAGGAGAACAUUGAUUUUAUGCCCACCAUCCUGUCCCGGUUUGACAUGAUCUUCAUCGUCAAGGAUGAGCACAACGAGGAGCGAGACAUGACGCUGGCUAAGCACGUGAUGUCCUUGCAUGUGAGCGCCUUGACGCAGACCCAGGCCGUGGAGGGAGAGAUCGAGCUGAACAAGCUGAAGAAGCUCAUCUCCUUCUGCCGGACGAAAUGUGGCCCUCGGCUGUCGGCAGCGGCGGCGGAGAAGCUGAAGAAUCGCUACAUCCUGAUGCGGAGUGGUACUCGCCAGCAUGAGCAGGAGAGCGACCGCCGCUCCAGCAUCCCCAUCACUGUCCGGCAACUGGAGGCCAUCGUGCGCAUUGCUGAGUCCCUGGGGAAGAUGAGGCUUCAGCCUUUCGCCACUGAGGCAGACGUUGAGGAGGCCUUGCGGCUCUUCCAGGUGUCCACGCUUGAUGCGGCCAUGUCGGGCAGCCUGUCAGGAGCGGAAGGCUUCACAACACAGGAGGACCAGGAGAUGCUGUCCCGCAUUGAGAAGCAGCUCAAGCGCCGCUUCGCCAUCGGCUCUCAGGUGUCAGAGCACAGCAUUGUCCAGGACUUCAUGCGGCAGAAAUACCCAGAACACGCCAUAUACAAGGUGCUGCAGCUGAUGAUGCGUCGGGGGGAGAUCCAGCAUCGCAUGCAACGCAAAGUCCUCUACCGCAUCAAGUGACCUUCCC
Molecule: messenger RNA, 1616 nt
Organism: Eurypyga helias (sunbittern)
Lineage: Eukaryota; Metazoa; Chordata; Aves; Eurypygiformes; Eurypygidae
Gene: MCM5
Product: minichromosome maintenance complex component 5
Exons: 12
Biological process (GO): DNA replication initiation; DNA replication; double-strand break repair via break-induced replication
Cellular component (GO): nucleus; MCM complex
Molecular function (GO): single-stranded DNA helicase activity; single-stranded DNA binding; DNA replication origin binding
Source: RefSeq, a predicted model, not a curated record